Erinaceus europaeus (western European hedgehog) is the source of this 5794-nucleotide messenger RNA. It is a transcript of the gene KBTBD11, whose product is annotated as kelch repeat and BTB domain containing 11. The record is from RefSeq and is a predicted model, not a curated record. Gene Ontology annotation, molecular function: protein binding. The transcript has 4 exons. Bases 1198 to 3219 code for a protein of 673 amino acids. Lineage: Eukaryota; Metazoa; Chordata; Mammalia; Eulipotyphla; Erinaceidae.
GAGGGCACCGUUCACCCAGGGGGCCCAGGGUGCUGGGGCGCUCUGGGGCUCAGCCGCGCGGGCACCCGCACUCGCACAGGUGCGCGGAGGCAGCCUCAGUCCCCGAGCUCCCACAGGUGCGCGGGAGGAAGCCCUGCGCAUGCGUUUCGGAGCCCCCUCCUUGGGCCCCGAGUCCCGGGAUCGGGGAGCGCCCUGGCGGAGGGAGAGGCGUGGAGUGGAGAGAUUGCAAUUCUAGAGUUCAUUCUCCACCCACCCACCCACCCCCGCACCUGUUGGAGCCCGACUCUUGCAUGAGUCUGACCAGGGUCCCUCUGCUCAGGCUUGAUGCUCUGUUAACAUUAAAUAAGGCACUGGAAGACAUUCAAAGAAAUAGCAUGGCUGGGUCCCUAUGAGACAGGAAGGAAAUCUGUAUAUGCUGUACUUGCCACAGAAGUUCAGAUGAACUUGAACUUCAGGAAAAAGAUGUUGGAUGUGGGGACACCUGAUGUAACAACAAAGGAAGCCUGGAGGACAGCCCUUGAUGGAUGUGAGGGCCUUGCAAUGUGUGAGGUCACUGGUUCCUCUCACACUCCCAACCUGUGACCUAGAGGCUCCCCUGGUGACAGUGGGGACAGAUGUUCUGAGAUCAGAGAUACUCCACGGUAGUCAGGACAUAAACUCUCCAGCUAAGCCUUCCUUACUUUCAUGCCUCAGUGGCUCCUGACAGAACACGGAGAACCUUCAUACUCUGCAGACUGAGUGCUUGACCACCAAUGUGCGUGUCCUCUCUCCAUAGUGUAGAUAUGACUGAUAGCUUGGAUCAGCAGGACUGGCACGAGGCAAGGGGCGCGACUGCAACAUGCACUUGAGAGCUAGUCUUGUAGAGUGGGGAGCCCAGGUGUGUGGCAGUCUCUGGCCUGCAGGGCACCUCCACCUGGGCACUGCCAGGUGCUGCAGAUAACCUGCAUGCAAGUCCGACCACUGGUGACACUACUGAGUCCAAGUUUGGUGGGUGGUGCCUCUGGAGUGAGGACUGCUGUCCUCACGGGACUUGUGAACCACCACCCCCCAAAAAAAAGCGCACCCAAGUGGAAACUGUUCAAGUGCCAAGAGAGCUGUGAGAGCCAGAAGACACAAGGAGCCAGCGACCUCUCUGGAGGAGUCAGGAGAAGGAUGGUGUGCUGCUGAGCUGAGGUGGCUAGAGAAGACCCCCCCCCCAUGGAGACCCCGGUGGUCCCCUGUGUCCUCUACCCGGGGGAUGAGCGGGGGGCCGAACCCGGGGGUGUUCUGGCCCGUGGGACGUGUGGCCAGGCGGUGGGCCAGGGCGGCGCUCCCGAGGCUCCGGGUGAGGGCAGCCUGCAGCUUGCGGACUCGCCGGCGGGGGAGGGCGCGGCAUCCCAGGCGCAGACACCCUGCAGUCUGCGCGUGUCCUUGUGCUGCAGCUCUGGGGACAACUCGCCGCCACCUCAGUCUCCUGCCACCGCGGCCCCGGGCUCAGAGGCCUCCUCGCCCCCACAGCUCAGCGGCCACAGGGUGGUACAGACGCAGCGUCAGGUCAGCAGCCGCGCGGGCGCCGGGUCCCCGAAGGAGCGCGCGUCUCCGGAGCCCGGGUCCCCGAAGGAGCGCGCGCCCUUGCAAGCACCCGGCUUCCCCAUCGAACUCGCGUCCCCGGAGGGGUGCGGGUCCCCGGAAGAGCCUGUGACCCCCGAGGAGUCCGGGGACUUGGAGGAGUCCGGGGACCCCGCCCCGGUGCCCCCAGGGGUCGGCCCGGCCUACGGGGAACCCGACCUAGUGAUAGAGGUGUCGGGCCGCCGGCUGCGGGCUCACAAGGCGGUGCUUGCGGCGCGCUCCGACUACUUCAGUGCGCGCGCGUCCCGGGACGUGCUGCGGGUACGCGGCGUGAGCUUCGCGGCCCUGCGGCUGCUGCUGGCCUACGCGUACAGCGGGCGCAUGGCGGGCGUGCGACCCGACAACGUGGCGGAACUGGUGGCCGGUGCGCGCCGCCUGCAGUUGCCCUGCGCCGCGCAGCGCGCCACCGAGGCGGUGGCGCCCCAGCUCAGCCUGGCCAACUGCUACGACGUGCUGAGCACCGCCAAGCGGCAGCGGCUGACUGAGCUGCACGACGCCGCCCUGCGCUUCAUGAGCGACCACUACCUGGAGGUGCUGCGCGAACCCGCCGUCUUCGGCCGCCUGUCGGGCGCGGAGCGGGACCUGCUGCUGCGCCGCCGCCUACGCUCGGGCCAGGCCCGCCUGCUGGUCGCCGCGCUCGGGCCGGCGGGGGAUCGCACGGGCAGCCGCCCCCAGAGCCCUUCGGGGGACGCGGAGGGCCGCGGGGACGCCGCAGUCUACAGCUUCUACGCGGCGGCCGGCGAGUGGCGCUCGCUCACCCGGCUGCCCGAGGGCGCGGCGGCGCGGGGCUGCGGCGUCUGCGUGCUCUACAACUACCUUUUCGUAGCCGGCGGCUUGGGGCCCGCCGGGCCGGACGGCCGUGCGCGCCCGUCUGAUCAGGUCUCCUGCUACAACCCGGCCACCGGCUGCUGGAGCACCGUGCGCCCCCUGCGCCAGGCGCGCUCGCAGCUGCAGCUGCUGGCCCUGGACGGCCACCUGUACGCCGUGGGCGGCGAGUGCCUGCUCAGCGUGGAGCGCUACGACCCGCGCGCCGAUCGCUGGAGCGCUGUGGCCCCGCUGCCCCGUGGAGCCUUCGCGGUGGCACACGAAGCCACCACCUGCAACGGCGAGAUCUACGUGUCAGGGGGCUCUCUCUUCUACCGCCUGCUCAAAUAUGACCCGCGGCGUGACGAGUGGCAGGAGUGCCCCUGCAGCAGCAGCCGCGAGCGCGCGGCCGACAUGGUGGCCCUCGACGGCUUUCUCUACCGCUUCGACCUCUGCGGGCCUCGCGGAGACACGCAAGCUGCGGGGUCAGGCACGGGGAUCAGUGUGCUUCGCUACCAUUGUCUGGCCAAGCAGUGGAGCCACUUCGCCCCACUCCUGCCUCCCGGCGCCCCUGCCAGUCUGCAGCCCUUCCGCUGUGCAGCCCUGGACGGCUCCAUUUACUGUGUGAGCCGUGCUGGCACUUGGCGCUUCGUGCCGGACCAGGACGGUGGUGAGGGUGGCAGCUUCCAGCCCGAGGUGCUCGGAGCCCCAGGGGAUGCCCGUGGAUUUCUUGUCCCCUUUGUACUCAACUUGCCGGAGGAGAGGCCUGAAGGAGGCGAGGACAGAGGUGAUGAGGAUGCCUUGUAAGGCAGACAGGGAGCAGUUGAGUAUCUUCCACGAACAGCUCUGCGACAAGGGGACAGAUAAGAUACCCUGUGGGCUGAGGUCCCACUUGCGAGGGGGACAACGGAGAGGAGAGGGCGAGGGUUCUCUUAGACCCAGCUCACAGUGAAGUGCUGUGAAAUUUGAGGUUUGUUAGAGGGCUCUGCAAAAUUCUGCAAUGCUGAUUUCAGGUCUGCUUCCCUGCUAGCACCAUAUUCUUUCUGCUUUGCUUUGCUUAUGGGGUAGGAAGCAGGUUGUGUGCAAGUGAGCGCAUCAGUAGGAUCUGGCCUGGGAUGCUUGAGCAAGAAGGAUGUGGAGCAAAAGAUUGAGGUUCAAGGCUCAGUGGGUGGGUUCCACAGUGUACCUGAGAUGUUCUUGGUUGUUUUUUCUUUUUGGUGGAGUGGUGGUGGUGGUGGUGUCAGUAUGCUUUUGGGUGUACCCAGGAUACACUCUGUGAACUGAGGUGGACCAAAGUUGCACUGACAGGAAAGUCCCAGGGAACCUCACCUGUUGGACCCAGAAGUGGGUUAUGGGGAACUCUAUGAGCAGAACCAAUGAAAAGUCACACUUUAAAAAUUAGAACUGCUAAGCAAGACUCUUGAAAACUUCCUUAGUUAAAAAAAAGUUUCUGUCUCCAUAUGCUUAAAUUUGGCUGAAUUCCAAGGCCAAUAGGCACUGAAGGAGAAAUAUGUGAUUGCCAUUAUUCACACUUGCCCUGUAAGUGCCAGAAGUUUGUUCUGUGCUACAUGAUGCCCAGUACCAGGAUGACCAGUACACAUACACACCACACACACACACACACACACACACACACACCUCAGUGACCUAUAUACUGUAGGGAGAUGGAAUUCAUAUUUCCCAGUUAGAGGAUGGUGGCUUUUGUUCAAUGACAUAGCUGUGACUUACUCUUUGAACUUUGGUGACUAAAUGUCAGCCACAGACCAUGUUAGAAAUAGAAAAGCUUCCCAAUAGGGUGCUUGUCAGUUUUUCAGGGAACUUUGUAGCUUACUUGAUGUGCCCAGGCACAUUUACAUUUUUAUGAUGGGCUACAUUUAAAUACUAAAAAAGGACAUUUAAAAUUCUAAAACAAACGUGCAGGUAUGUUUUGAAUUCAUGACUUAGGCUGUUUUAACGAAUUAUGAUGGCAUUUUGGGAAGGGGAUUCAUUUCCACAAACACCCUUCUAACAUGGCUGAAUGACAAGGAUCAACUUGAUUAAGAAGAAAUAAUACACAUUUGAACUAUAGGUUAGCAAGACAGCCACAUCUUUCAAAUGGUGGAUUCCAAAGUACCCUGCUUGGAAUAAUAAUGAAACGCACUACUUUGACAGUAAGAAUUAGAAACAAAUUAGCUGAUCUAUCCUCAUUAUGAUGUUUUAUGUAUUUAUUUUUUAAAUUCCCCCCCCCCCCCCGCCCCAGCACUGCUCAGCUCUGGCUAAUGGUAGUGAGGGUCACUGAACCUGGAACCUUGGAACCUCAGGCAUGAGAGUCUUUUUACAUAACCAGUAUGCUGUCUUCCUCGCCCCUAUAAUGUUUAGUUUAGCUUUACUACUUAGCUAAGAGUUUCAGGAUAAAACAUAUCAUACAAAAGCAAGCUGAUCUGUAGUCUGAAUCCAGUCCAUCUCCUGAUUAUAAUAGGACCAAUGCACACUGAAAGUUACAGGGACAUAGAUGCUCUAUGUCAUUUUCAGUCUUGGGAUCAACCUCAUCACUCACACUGGUUCUGGGAACUUGUGGCACCAGAUUUGCAGUUGGAUGACUUGAAUUCUGAAUCUUUUUUGAUUUCUGACACCAAUGUCUUUUCUUUGAAGAGAAUGAGUGCUGUGGAAAUCCUUUUGUUCUUUAGUUAAAUUUCUUAUCUGUGUCACUUUUGCUACAAUCACCUCAGUAGAAAAUAACCACCUCCAUUUUGGUAAUUCCUGUGUCGUUUUAGCAGCGGUUGAAUUUGUUGAUCUCAUGGGUAGCUUCCUGUGAAAGCUUUUAAAGCAGAGUAUUUUAAAAAUCUUUUCCUAUAAGUCCAAAUCGAUGCAAUUCCUGAUCUGCUGUAACAUCUUAAGAGGCUGGAUGAAAAUGAAUGUGCUCUUUCGUGUACUUGUUUCAUAUGCUUUUUUUUUUUUUAAAGUAUAUAAAUGCUUUCUUUGGGGUUAUUCUUUUGGGCUUAUUUCCUCCUUUCCUUUGUCAGUGGUAUUACCCCUGGAAAUAGAAUAAUGAGAGCUGAAGUUGGAAAUGUGAGCAUGCUUUUGUUGCAUCCAAUUCAUGUUGGGGAUCACAUGCUCACCCUUUUCCCACCCAGAGAGAGGUGUUGGGCUCCACACAGCCCCACUCACCAGUGAACUGGUUUGAUGGAAUUAAAUACAGCAGCCGUGCCUCAAGAACCAGCACCCCAAAACCAUGGCUGAGUGGGGCUGAAGUCUCAUGUUCCUCCGGCACAGACCUCACCUGCCCCCUCCUGCACAGCUUGUGGACUUCCAGCAUUUGGGCUCAAGCCCCAGGCGCGCAUCCGUACAACCUCAUGUGUAUGUCAGACCAGCCAAGAUGAAAUAAAUCAUGUGACAUGCAGUC